This is a messenger RNA of Phacochoerus africanus (Common warthog), 4498 nucleotides long. Its product is annotated as probable transmembrane reductase CYB561D1. The transcript is spliced from 3 exons. The record is from RefSeq and is a predicted model, not a curated record. NCBI's taxonomy places the organism in Eukaryota, Metazoa, Chordata, Mammalia, Artiodactyla, Suidae. Bases 87 to 776 code for a protein of 229 amino acids. Gene Ontology annotation, molecular function: transmembrane monodehydroascorbate reductase activity.
UCUCCCGCAGCCAAGGCCGCCUCCGAGAUCGCAAACCCGGAAGACGUGCCCCGGCAGCUGGGAAGGUGCGGCGGCCGGGGACCGCCAUGCAGCCCCUGGAGGUAGGUCUGGUUCCCGCUCCGCCGAGGGAGCCGAGACUGACGCGUUGGCUGCGGAGAGGCUGUGGGAUCUUGGCACACCUGGUCGCUUUGGGCUUCACCAUCUUUCUGACUGUGCUGUCCCGGCCGGGAACCAGUUUUUUCUCCUGGCACCCUGUAUUCAUGGCCUUGGCGUUCUGCCUCUGCAUGGCUGAGGCCAUCCUACUCUUCUCGCCUGAGCACUCCCCAUUCUUCUUCUGCUCCCGAAAGGUCCGGAUCCGACUCCACUGGGCAGGGCAGACCCUAGCCAUCCUCUGUGCAGCCCUGGGCCUGGGCUUCAUCGUCUCCAGCAGGACCCGCAGUGAGCUGCCCCACCUGGUGUCCUGGCACAGCUGGGUAGGGGCUCUGACAUUGCUGGCCACUGGUGGCCAGGGACUGUGUGGGCUCUGCCUCCUCUGUCCCCGGGCAGCCAGGGUCUCAAGGGUGGCUCGCCUCAAGCUCUACCAUCUGACUUGUGGACUGGUGGUCUACCUGAUGGCUACGGUAACGGUACUCCUGGGCCUGCACUCUGUGUGGUUCCAGGCCCAGAUCAAAGAUGCAGCCUGGUACCUGUGCCUGGCGCUGCCCCUCUAUCCAGCCCUGGUAAUCAUGCAUCAGAUCUCCAGCUCCUACUUGCCAAGGAAGAAAAUGGAAAUGUGAGUUCCUCUGAACUCUGAAUCUAAAUGGGACACUUAACUCGGACUUCAGUGGUUCCUUGGGUGACCUUCAAGGAUCCAGUUCAGAAGUUGUAGGGUUUUUGUACUUCAUAGCUGGGCCAGGGGCUGCAGAAACCCCAACUGCUGUGGCUGACAGAUGACUCAGUGGGCAACAUUGGGGAACUGUACUGGGUACAAGUGGAAGGUGAUGAUGGGAAGCUUGAUCCUGAAGCCUCUGCUCUUGAUGGAAGACAGAAGCGUUGGGUGGUGGCGGUGGCGACGGAGUUGGCAGUCAUUUCUUUGCACGCCUGAUGAGAAGUUGGGUUUCUAGAACUGAAUGGCAGCCAUGGCUCUUUGGGUCACUUUGAGAAAGCAGUGUAGUGGGCAAAGCCCUUGGGUCUUAUUUAUGGACUAUGGUCCUUAGAGGCUCUAUUGUGCAACCUUAUGCAAGUCAUGUGUCUCAGGACCUCAGCUUCCUCAUCUGUGUAAUGAGUGGUUGUUUCUAAACAAUCUCUAACAUCUAGUGUCUGUUCAGUUGCUGUCACAGAGCACCCGCCCAGCACUGAACCCUGGACUGGACCACUCAACAGAGUCGGGAUCUAAGUCUUACACUCAUUAUUCCCUUACCCUCCCGGAUUUGCCCGCAUGGCCUUUCAGGAAUCUGUGUUGAUCUGGUCCCUGGAGUCAGGUGCUGUGAGGGAGGGGGCCCAAGAAGGUCUCUAGAAUUCCAAGACAUUAAAGGCACUGAAGUCACUUUAAAGCUUUUAGAGGAGCAGAAAGGCAUUGGCUUAACCAAGCCCAUGGGCUGGGCUUCUUAGCCCAGCUAAGAACUUUCUUCAGCUCAUCUCAGGAUCUGGGCUUGAGGGCCGCAGGGCAUCCGUUCCCAGCGGCAGAGUAUACUGAGCAUCUCAUGUUUUGCCCUUCUAAGGGCUCAGGUCUUAGCACAUAGCUUUGUGGAGCUAUUCUGAAGUGCUUAGAACAAAAUAAGAACCAAGAAAGCAGGGCAGGGCUCUUCUGAUCUAGAGAAGACAAAGUCUCCUUGAUCCCCUCUUCCCUUGGCAGCUAAGCUUUCCUCAGUGGUUGUCUCUUGCCAGCUCUUUGACCCAGGAGGGGGCUGAGUUUGGUGCCAGCUGGCACAUGAUGGCUGGGCUGUCUUCCCUGCAGAGACCCCUCGGUGUUCCAGACUGAAAGUAGUUCCCCAGACUGCCCUGGGCGGUGAGGGCUGGAUGCCAGACUGGCUAACCCUGGCCUGGCUCAGUCGGGGAGUCGGGAGCUCCGUAGAUGGUGGUGAGGACGGAAAUGGCCCAGUCAGGAAAGCUGGUGUUGGGGCAGGUAGAGGAGCUCGCUGGGAACUCUGGGAGGCCUGGAGUGAGGGCCUGGGAGCCGGGGGAGGCAUUCCUGGAUGGCAGUAUUUUGGAUAUGACAGGUCUGUAGAAGAUUCAAGACGUCCCCUAUGGGUGGCUCAGAGGCAAGGAGGUUGCUCUGCGUGGACAGCACAGGAGCGGGAACUGCGGGGGCAGAAGGGCCCUCUGAGCGGUCCUCCCUAGGCUCCUCCUGGGUCAGACGGCAUCUCCCAGGAGGGCUCCAGGCCCUGAGCAUCUAAGGGGCGCCUGCUAUGCAGAGGGUGGUGGUUCCUGUCUCUUUCAUUGUCUUCUCCAAGCCCCCAGUGUGGUGUGAACCGGGAGCUGCUUACUGGGGCCGCACGGAGGAGAGUCUCCCAUAGGGCCGCUUUGGUCAGGGGUCCAUCUCCCCUGGCCCGGUCACAGCCCAGGCCGUGCCAGGGGUCUCACUCUGCCCACAGCAGGGUGAGGAGGCCGGGCGAGGUUCACCAGCUUGCUCUGGGAGCCAAGCGGGCGACUCCGGAAAGCCCGAGCCGCCUGAAAGCCCGAGCCGCCUGAGGUGGUGCCUCCUCCCAGGUGGUGCGGGGGCGGCGGGCGGGCUGACAGCCGGCAGUUUGCGUGGGCGGUGCCAGCUGAUGUCUAUUCCCAGCCCCGGGAGGAAGGGGGAAGCCGUUUAUAUUCCGAAGGAGGAAGGGGCCCCAGCUGUCACCUCUCUGACUGGGAGGCCUGGGGGCGGCAGGGGCACAGGGCAGAGGGGAGGGCACAGGUGGUCUCCUCUCGCUUAGCCAGUCUGACUGCAGUACCAGGAGACGGUCACCAGGAGGAGCCCUUCUCCCCGGCUGGCCGGACCCCCCCCCCCCCCCACCCCCCGCCCUCCGCUUCUCCCUCCCCUCAUCACCACCUGCCCUCACAUCCUGGGAGAGCAGCUGGACAAUCCUUAGACCUUCGUGCCCAGGCACCCUGCCUCCAGCUGGGAGCUUUGUGGCUGCUGACUGCCUGUGCCUCCUCUCGCUCAUGUGUUUCCUCCCCCCCCACCCUCUAUCUCCCUAUCCCUACGCCCCACCCCUCCCCCAGCCCCCCAUCUGGGACCUUAGCUGGGCUCCUUAGCAGAGAGGCACAGGCCUUGGGGAAGACGCAAAUGGCUGCCCUUUUGCCCUUGUGCCCUAGCUAGAAAAGCUGCUAGUUGUCAGCGUGGUUUGUCUUUUUCAAAAAAAAAAGCUGGGGUGCUCAAGUUUUUAAAAAUUCCAUGUCUUUUGCACACAUUUGCAUUUCAAGCUAAGUCCUGAUUCCAAAUAUGAUUACGUUCAAACUCAACCUUGAGGACAUUAGAAAUAUAGAUGUUUUUUGUAUCCGGAUCCACAUGGUAAUUGGAUUCCCAUUCUGGGUUCAGAUACCACGCCCGAACCCCCAUCUUUCCCAUAGCCACCCCUUCCCUUGGCCCCCCGGCUGGGGGGUGGUGUUGAAUGGCAGGAGCUCUGUGUCUGGGGAAGUCUGCCCGGCUCACCUUCUUGGCUCUUCAGCCCCAUCAGAGGUAGGCUGCUGUCUCUGGCCAGCUGGUGCCUCACCCCCCCCCCACCUCCCCCACAGAGCAGUCUACCCCUCCCCACUCCCUGACACUGGCCCAUCCUGUCCCUUCUUUCUCAUUGUCCCCACCCUUCCACCCCCAUGCAUGGCUGCUGUGGGUCUUGUUUUUAAAGCCUCACUGUGGGAGAGCCAGGCAUUCUUCCUGAGCCAGCUGGCUGCUAUGCCAAGGCCUGUUCAGAGUUAAUAAUAAUGAUUAGCUGAACAGGGCUGGGGCCUUUUCAGCUCCAGAUCUCUGAAGCACUCGCAGGCUGAGUCAGCCAGCCCUCACCUUCCCCCUCUGCCUGGGCUGCACGGUCUCACCUCCCAGCCAAGCCAUGAAGCUUCCUUCCUCUGAGAGUCCUCUGAAUAGACUAAUAGGGCCUUUUCACCUGACAGAGGUCAAGAUGUAGGGCACACAGCGUAAGCUCUGCAGACGCGGGUGGUGGCAGUGGUGGCUGUUGACUUUGAACUUCUAGAACUCCUGCCCUUCCUUGUGUUGACCUGUCUUGGCCUCCAAAGGACACCCUUGGUCCUGACUUGCUCCAUCUGCAGGUUUAGGGAGCGGGUAGGCAUCUGGUUUAGUGCUUUGGCUGCCCCGUGUCUGGCUGGCAUAAAGAGCCUGUGUACUGUGAGGUGAAAUGUGCAUUGACCUGGGGGCUCAGAAGCCUGCAGUCCGGGUUUACUCAGCCCCUAAUGGCUGGCAUGGCCACAGGCAAAUCACUGAUUGCCAGACUUACCUCGCAGGGGUGUUGUGAGCGCUAGAAGACAGAAUGCAUGUUAACAGGCAUUAGAAAGUUCAAAGCAUUAAACAAAUGUGAACAGG